UGCCACAGUCUGGUCACACUAGAGCAGCCCAAUCAGCUGUCAGUUUUAAGUCAAAAUGAUAACAAACAAGACUUUCAUAACAUAGCUGCAUAAAUAAUAGGAUAACACACAACAGGCGCACAUCGUUCAAUUCAAAUCCCGGCGGCGAUGUUCACAUUGCGCUGCCUGCGCCCACUGGCGGGUCCCCUGAUCCUGAAGAACCAUGCCUCCAAAAGGACAUCCGUCGAAGUAACCCGAAAUUUCGCAUCCGUCGUCGCCAAGCUGAGACCAACGCUAAUCAAGACUAGUUUGAGUUCCGGAGGAGCACGGUUCGCCCAUGGCAAGGGCGAGACUGAUGGACACCUGACAUUCCUUCUGUUGAGAUGGACCAAGAUAGCGUGGAGCAACAUGUUCGGAAAGUACCUUCUAAUCACCAAUGUCUUUGGAUCCGGGCUGCUGAUGGUGGUGGGCGAUGUGAUAGCCCAGGAGUACGAGUACCGUAGGGGACUGCGGCAACAGGAUCGCUUCGAUACGGAUCGGAUGUACCGCAUGUUUGUCGCCGGAGCACUUCAGGGACCGCUCCACCACUAUGUUUACAACUGGAUGGAUCGUGUGAUGCCUGCCCGUACCUUCAAGAACAUUAUUAAAAAGAUCCUGAUCGAUCAGCUCGUCAUGUCACCCGCCUGCAUUCUAAUCUUCUUUUAUUCGGUGUGCUACUUGGAGCGGCAAACGCUGGAGCAGACCAAUCAGGAGCUAAUCAAAAAAUUUCCAUACGUUUAUCUGCUGGAUUGGAUGACAUGGCCGGCAGCGCAGUACCUGAACUUCCGCUACUUGGACACCAAGUACCGGGUCACCUUUGUCAACGUUUGUACGGCCGUAUAUAACGUACUCAUCUCCUACAUGAAGCACAGUUUCGGCCUGCCACUAGAUCUUGAGACAGACAUGAUAAAUACCUCCAAGGCCCAACUGGAGCUGGCGAGCGAUGCCAAAACGCCAGCAGCUAGCCGCUCCAGAAAGGCUAUUGAAUCGGAGGAACCAACAAACCGAUAAUAGGAAUAGGGAUAUAUAUUUGUGAUUUUAAAACAAAACCCAACCUAAAAUUUCAAAGUCAUAUGCACAUUUAUGUUAUGUAAAUCAAAGAGGCUUAAAAACUUGAAUACAUGUAUAAAUUUAUGGUAUAAAAGUGAA
Drosophila ananassae is the source of this 1167-nucleotide messenger RNA. Its product is annotated as mpv17-like protein 2. Lineage: Eukaryota; Metazoa; Arthropoda; Insecta; Diptera; Drosophilidae. The coding region runs from base 148 to 1029 and encodes 293 amino acids. Gene Ontology annotation, biological process: mitochondrial ribosome assembly. The record is from RefSeq and is a predicted model, not a curated record. Gene Ontology annotation, cellular component: membrane; cytoplasm. The transcript has a single exon.